AUGAGUUAUAAAGAUGAUAGAGAGGGCUCUGAAGGGCGCGAUCAUGAACGUGAUCGAGACCGGGACUAUGACCGAGACCAUGACCGAGACCAUGAUCGAGACCAUGAUCGGGACUAUGAUCGCGACUAUGACCGGGAUCGGGAUCGAAAUCGUGAACGGGACCAUGACCGAGACCAUGAUCGCGACCAUGACCGGGAUCGUGACCGCGACAGGGACAACGACAGGGAUCACAAGAACGAUGGAACAACCCUGUAUGUGUCAAACAUAAGCUCAAAAAUAACGACGUCUAAACUGCAAGAUAUAUUUGAAGAGUACGGAACGAUAGAAAAGUGUUAUGUCAUCAGCAACCCGAUCACCAGAGAAUCACGCAACUUUGGAUUUGUCACAUUCAGCAAUCCCGAUGACGCAAAUAACGCCAUGAUCAAAGCCAACAAAAUGGAUAUUGAAGGACGUAUUAUUAACGUAGAAAUAGCCAAGCGAAACGAGCCACACGAUCCAACCCCGGGAGAAUAUAAAGGAAUUCAAAAUAUGAUGAAAAGAAACGGAAUGAGGUACGAUUUUUAUGGAAGAAGAUACGACAGACCAUUUGACAGAAGAAGAUAUGACACAGGAAGGCCCUACCCAUACUACCGAGAGCACGGUCAUAAUUUCGGCUACCAUCGCAACAACUCAUACAGACAUUACGACAGAUAUGGAAGAAAUGCAUAUGAUGAUCAUCGACAUUACGAUCGAAGAUCCAUAGACGAUAAGUACCACAAGAGGAAUGAUUAUUACAAAAGAGACAACAGGAACAGUGGCGACGAAAGGGAUUACUCUAGGGAUGACAGUAGAAGAAAGAAACGAUAUGAACGAAGCAGAAGAUCGCCCAGUAUUUCGAACGAGAGGAGACACUACAGGAAUAAUUCUCCCAUCGAAAGAAGCCCACACCAUAGAAGGUAG
This is a messenger RNA of Plasmodium knowlesi strain H, 939 nucleotides long. RefSeq names its product transformer-2 protein homolog beta, putative. The transcript is spliced from 7 exons. Gene Ontology annotation, biological process: positive regulation of mRNA splicing, via spliceosome. Lineage: Eukaryota; Apicomplexa; Aconoidasida; Haemosporida; Plasmodiidae. Gene Ontology annotation, molecular function: RNA binding. The record is from RefSeq and is a predicted model, not a curated record. Bases 1 to 939 code for a protein of 312 amino acids. Gene Ontology annotation, cellular component: spliceosomal complex.